Messenger RNA from Aspergillus welwitschiae, 267 nucleotides. RefSeq lists its product as uncharacterized. The transcript has a single exon. Lineage: Eukaryota; Fungi; Ascomycota; Eurotiomycetes; Eurotiales; Aspergillaceae. The coding region runs from base 19 to 237 and encodes 72 amino acids. The record is from RefSeq and is a predicted model, not a curated record.
UACGACUACAAUUUGUGAAUGCGAAUAUGCCGGUGGUUGCGUCCACCUAGACCUCGCCAAACGCGGGUUUGGGGCGGGGUUCUGUAUGGAGAAACCGCCCAUGGAUUUAUCUGCCGCGGGCUUUCGAUAUUGAAGCCCGCCUGUGGGUUCUCGGCGGGUACCCAUUUUAUUUAUUCAUUCAUCUAUUUAUUAAUUCCUCAGGCUUUGCGCGGCCGAAGGCUGCAUGUAGCCCCCUAGCAAGUAUGUACUGGAUGCAAACUACCAUAG